AUGUCUAAACUAGCAUUAAAGGGAUCAUCGAAAAUAGUGAGCGACUACUUUGAGUUCUCGAUAAACACAAUCCUCUUUCAACGAGGAAUAUACCCUGCUGAGGACUUUGUCACUGUCCGCAAAUACGAUUUACUCAUGUUGGUCACCAAUGACGACGAUGUCAAGGCCUACAUCGACACCAUCAUGAAACAGAUCAAGAAAUGGAUCUACGGAAAGCGAUUGCUCCGGUUCGUGCUUGCCAUAAUCAGCAAGUCGACCUACGAGACUAUCGAACGCUGGGAAUUCAAUCUUGAUAUAAUAUCCCAAGAUGCCGACAAUUCCUCCGAUAAACCUCAGGAGGAAAUCCAGAAAGAGAUUAGAGCAAUCAUUAGACAGAUUACAUCGCUGGUUUCGUAUUUGCCUGUAUUAAAAGAGGACGACGACUAUACAUUUAAUGUGUUGGUAUAUACUGAUCCGACAACUACGGUUCCUAUAGAAUGGUGUGACACACAAGGGGAUGGGAAAGAACUUGAAGGAGACAAUGUCGAGUCGGUGAAAUUUGCCUCGUUUAACACUAAUUUGCAUGAAAUAGGUACUGCAGUUAGUUACAAGUUAGAUUAG
Molecule: messenger RNA, 600 nt
Organism: Spathaspora passalidarum NRRL Y-27907
Lineage: Eukaryota; Fungi; Ascomycota; Pichiomycetes; Serinales; Debaryomycetaceae
Gene: MAD2
Product: spindle checkpoint protein
Exons: 1
Coding region: 1-600 (199 amino acids)
Biological process (GO): mitotic spindle assembly checkpoint signaling
Cellular component (GO): kinetochore; nucleoplasm; cytoplasm
Source: RefSeq, a predicted model, not a curated record